AUGGGUAUCGCAAUAUUCAACCGUUAUGCUGAUAACAAGGUCUUUACCCCUGUGGCCGGCAAAACCAAUGGGCAUAACACCAACGACCACGAUGAAGCAGUCGAAGUGCCUGUUCUUGUGGUUGGAGGGGGUCCGAGCGGCCUACUACAAGCCUACCUCUUAUCACAGCUGGGUGUAAAGGUUCUGGUUAUCGAACGUUACCCAGAGAGGCUCGGAGCUCCCAAGGCUCAUGCCCUAUGCCCAAGGUCACUCGAGAUAUGCCGCCAGUUUGGUCUAGAUAUCGAUCACAUUAGGCGUCUAGGUACUCAAAGAGACGAUGCAUAUUGGGUCAAUUUCCUCACAACUUUGUCUGGUCAGGCCCUGGGACAGCUUCCAUAUGAGCGCAUGGAUAUGGGAGUUCUUAACUUCACGCCUGAAAUGAUCCACAAUAUUCCUCAGCCAGACUUCGAAGAGUAUCUUGCUGAGAAACUCUCAGAUGAGGAUUUUGUUGAUAUCCGAAAAGGGGUGUCGUUUGUCUCUUUGACGCAAACCACAGACUCGGUCACGACUGUGGUCGAGGAACGCGCGACAGGACAACUCUACAAAGUCAGAUCUAAAUACGUGAUAGCCUGCGAUGGGGCGAAAAGCAAAGUUCGCGACUACGUGGGCAUUGGGAGCGAUGGCGAAGAUUCAUAUGAGACUAUGAUGACUAUUCAUUUCAGUGCCAACCUUCGGAAGGUGGUGGGUGACCGUGUGGGUAUGCUUCACUGGCUAUUCGACCCUAUGGCAUCUGGUUUUAUUAUUGCAUAUGAUCUUUCAGGAAACGCCGUCCUUAUCACCAAUUUCGAUUCCGAUAAGUACCCGGUUGAAUCAUGGAAUGAGGAUCUCUGUCGACAGGUACUCAAGGGAGCGAUUGGUAAAGAUGUGACUUCUAAAGUAUUAAGUUAUCGCCCUUGGAUUCUUAGCCGAAAAGUUGCAAAGUCAUACCGUCAAGGAAACGUAUUCCUUGCGGGAGAUGCUGCUCACUCGUUUCCACCCACAGGCGGUCUAGGGCUCAACUCGGGCCUCGCAGAUGUCCAUAACCUUGCCUUCAAAAUUGCUCACGCCCACCAUGCGGUUGCCAAUGCUAGUAUUCUCGACUCCUAUACCGAGGAGCGCAGACACGUUGCUGAGGUGAACUCACGGCAGAGUGUCAAGAAUGGACAAAAGAUCUUUAGUCUAUUGAAAGCCCUAGGUACGGCAGGCAUAUCUGAUAUCAACGAGGGUCGAAAGAAUCUGCUCAAAACCAUCAACGAUCCGGAGAAGAUGAAGGACGUUGAUGCCGGGGUAGAGGACCAGCGAGAGCAUUUCGAUAACCUCAACUUACAUAUCGGUUAUGUCUACGGCGAUACUCAAACUCCUGGUCAUGCGUCGCACUUCAAGCCUACCUUUCGUCGAGGAGCAAGGUUACCACAUGCGUGGUUACAAGGCUCGCUACCAGCCUCGGUGCCACAGUUGAAGCCAGUCAAUCUUGAAUACGUCAAAGAGUUCAGCGCCGAUGAGAUCAAAGCAAGACAGUACAGCACCCUGGAUCUUUGUGCUCCUGAUGCGUGGACGGUUCUGUUGCCGGCAAACGACAACACGUUAAACGAAGCCAUUUCCUCCAGUAUCAAGAAUCACAGCAACCUUAAGGUCAAUACCCUCAGACUUGGUAAGGAUUUUGAUGUGGUGACAGGAUCUGAAAAACUGGAUUGGUCGAGCGAGUCUGGUUUAUCUCAAGGGCGUGCUUUAUUGAUCCGACCAGAUCAACACAUAUUUGGCUCUUUCAGCACGGAGAUUGAAGCAAAGGAGUUGUGUCGGCAAAUUAGCAAUUUCCUAGGCGCGUAA
Fusarium oxysporum Fo47 is the source of this 1845-nucleotide messenger RNA. RefSeq names its product FAD binding domain-containing protein. The coding region runs from base 1 to 1845 and encodes 614 amino acids. The record is from RefSeq and is a predicted model, not a curated record. Lineage: Eukaryota; Fungi; Ascomycota; Sordariomycetes; Hypocreales; Nectriaceae. Gene Ontology annotation, molecular function: FAD binding. The transcript is spliced from 2 exons.